Molecule: messenger RNA, 1464 nt
Organism: Drosophila mauritiana
Lineage: Eukaryota; Metazoa; Arthropoda; Insecta; Diptera; Drosophilidae
Exons: 3
Coding region: 92-1141 (349 amino acids)
Source: RefSeq, a predicted model, not a curated record
UCUUGCGGGCUCGCGAUUUGCUUUGUUUUUCUUUUUUUUUGAAUCGGUGCGGAAACUUCUCGGUUGAGGUUUUGUUUACUAUUUACUGGCCAUGGACAACGCGAACUCAACUUUUGGCCAGUCGGACUUCGACUGGGACGCCAUCAACGUGGGUGACUAUCAGUUGGAUCACUCCCAAAACUUUUUCGCAGGACGGGCCAACAAGGAAAACAACAGGAGCCUCAGCAAUGUUAACCCCCUCCUGCUGUGCCCCACUCCGCAGAAGAUCGGCCGUGAACAGCGCGAUGGUGACUUCGAUGAGAAGCUGAUUAGUGCUGGGGAUCUCAAGAAGGAGUCCCCCAAAGACAUGACAGAGGCGUCCACGGAUGCACUGACAAUCAAGCCCAAAGUUGAGCCCCAAGAUGUGGCAGAACUCAAGCUCAAAACAGAGCUCCAGGAGCUGGUUCAAGUGCUCCCAGUUGACAACGGCCCAGAGCCGCAGGACGACGACAAACAAAUUGUUCCGGUCAACUGGGGCAAGGAUGGGGACGAUGAUGAGAAGCAUAUGACGGAAGCUGACCAGCACUUGGUCCACCAGGAAGCGCGUCCUCCUGGCGUCGGGGCCAAGCUGCGCCUGGAGUGGUCGCCCCCACGCCACCGCGAGCACGAGGGAGCCGGCGCGUCUGCCACAUCCGCCGCCCCCAAGGCAUACCAGUUCAAGGACGUGUACGAGAGCAAGCGGCAGCAGGCGAUGCGCAGGCGCUCCGAGGAGGAAAGCAAGGCGCGCCAGUUCCAUAGCCGACCCAUGCCCAACUUCAAGGCCAUGCACAAGCGCAUGAACGAGCUGGCGGUCAUCCAUAAAAUCACCGUUCCGCGCACGCCCGAGACGCUCAAACACAGCCAGUCGAACUUGGAACGGCGUCACGAGGAUGACCCGGCCAACCAGGCGCGACUGCAUCCGGCUGGCACCCGCUCCAGACCCUUCCACCUGCGCAGCGAGCAGCGCGUGCGCGAUCGGCGCGAGUUCGACGCCGCCGUACAGGUCAGCUUGGAGCAGAAGAAGAAGGAGCAUGACGAACAACGGAAGCGAUGCGAGCAGGAGGAGAUAAAGGAGCUGCGCAAGAUGACGGCAUUCAAGGCUCGUCCGAAUCCAUUUAAAUAGUGCUCGACGGAACCAAUCGACUACCAACGUUUGAUAGCCCUGUCCAAAUUUAAAUGAUGUGAAGUCGAUGCUACACAUAAUCGUGUUUAUACCGAUGCAUAGUUUUACCAGAUUAACACAAUUUUUGUCUCUUAACAUUAACAUUACUUUUACGCAUAUAUCGUUCCCGUUUUUGGCGGAUAAGAACCACUAAAAUCGUAUGUUUGGCGGGAGGUUGAACUAUAUGGAUAUGUAUACAACAUAAGCAAUUUGCAAUUGCGAUCAUUAACUGUUUUCUAUUUGUACAAAGCCCAAAAAACAAUAAAUUAAUACUGUAAAUUGAA